Molecule: messenger RNA, 5432 nt
Organism: Manis javanica (Malayan pangolin)
Lineage: Eukaryota; Metazoa; Chordata; Mammalia; Pholidota; Manidae
Gene: NHSL3
Product: NHS like 3
Biological process (GO): cell differentiation
Source: RefSeq, a predicted model, not a curated record
GCGCGUCUCCCCGCGGCGGCUGGCCGCCCGCCCCCGCGCAUGGGCGCCCCGCCGCAGGGGGCCUGACCCCCGCCGCCCGCCCCGCCAUGGCGACCCGCACGCCCCCCGCCGCACCUGCGGCCGAAGAGCCCGGGGGCCCUGGCGGCCCCCCGCGCAGGAAGAAGUCCCGUUCCGGCGCGUCCGGCCUCCGCCGCGCCUUCAGCUGGCUGCGGGGCAAGCGGCGCAAGAAGAAGGCGGCGGGGGCCGAGGGCGCCGAGUCGGCCGCCCCCCGGGCCAAGAAGGCCGAUGACAAGGCCAGGAAGGCCAAGGGUAAAGGCAGAGGCUCUGCCAAAGCUGAGAGCGACAAACGACUAAGUGUGGGGCCUGGCCAGGGGCCAGGGUCUGUGGUGGAUGAGCACCAGGACAAUGUCUUCUUCCCGAGUGGGCGACCGCCUCACCUGGAAGAGCUGCACACACAGGCCCAGGAGGGGCUCCGUUCCCUACAACACCAAGAAAAACAGAAACUGAACAAGGGUAGCUGGGACCAUGGAGAUACCCAGAGCAUUCAGUCCUCCCGGACAGGGCCGGAUGAAGAUAGCAUCUCCUUCUGCAGCCAGACCACAACCUACACGGCUGAGAGCUCCACAGCAGAGGAUGCUCUCUCCAUCCGCUCAGAGAUGAUCCAGCGCAAAGGCUCCACCUUCCGACCCCAUGACUCAUUUCCCAAAUCAUCUGGAAAGUCGGGACGGCGGCGGCGGGAACGGCGGAGCACGGUGCUGGGACUGCCGCAGCAUGUGCAGAAGGAACUUGGCCUGCGAAGUGAGCGUGAGGCACCAGGUGCUCCUCGACCUCAUGGUCCACGGGAUGCUGUACGCAUUCCCACAGUGGAUGGCCGCCUGGCGGGCCUGGCCUCAGGGUCAGGGGCCCGGGUGUCUCUGCAGGCUCUGGAGGCAGAGGCGGAGGCCGGUGCUGAGGCUGAGGCCGUGCUCCAGCACCACAUUGACCGUGUCUACCGGGAUGACACCCUUGUUGGCAGGUCCACGGGGGUACGGCCCCCACCAGUGAUCCGACCCAUGUCCCUAGCGGUGCCUGGACUGACAGGGGGGGCAGGGCCUCCAGAGCCCUUGAGCCCGGCCAUGUCCAUCUCACCCCAGGCCACCUACUUGUCGAAACUGAUCCCGCAUGCUGUACUGCCACCCACAGUGGAUGUGGUGGCCCUGGGCCGCCGCAGCCUGCGCACACUGAGCCGGGGCAGCCUGCUGUCGGCCAGCCCGGCCUCUGUCCGCUCGCUGGGCCUCUUCUCCUCGGCUUCUAGCCCACGGCCCCACAGUCGUCAUCCGUCCUCCUCCAGUGACACCUGGAGCCACUCUCAGUCCUCUGAGACCAUUGUGUCUGACGGCUCCACCCUUUCAUCCAAGGGUGGCUCAGAGGGCCGGCCUGAGGGCUCUGUGACCAGCAGUAGUGUGGCGCCUCCUCCCCAGGGGGGCAGUGGGAGGGGCUCUCCCAGUGGAGGCAGCACUGCUGAGGCCUCAGACUCUGUCAGCAUUCGGAGCAGUGGGCAGUUGUCUGGCCGGAGUGUGUCUCUACGUAAGCUAAAGCGGCCUCCCCCACCUCCCCGCCGGACCUACUCACUCCAUCAGCGGGGCUCAGCAGCACCCGAUGGGCCCCUGGGGCUGCCCCCCAAGCCUGAGCGGAAGCAGCAGCCACAGCUGCCUAGGCCGCCCACCACUGGGGGAUCAGAAAGGAUGGGGGCAGCACCCCGUGCACCCGACUCAGCAGGCAGCUGGGUGCCAGGUUUGUCUCCAGGUGGCUCCCGGCGCCCCCCACGCUCCCCAGAACGGACACUCUCACCCUCCAGUGGAUACUCAAGCCAAAGUGGUACCCCUACCCUUCCUCCUAAGGGUCUAGCAGGGGCCCCUGCCUCCCCAGGCAAGGCCCAGCCUCCUAAACCAGAUCGUGUCACUUCCCUUCGAUCUCCUGGGGCCUCUGUCUCCUCCUCCCUCACAUCUCUGUGUUCCUCCUCUUCGGACCCAGCCCCUUCAGACCGUCCUGGUCUACAGAUGUCAGCCACCCUGGGUGACAGGUUUGUCAUACCCCCUCACCCUAAGGUGCCUGCCCCCUUCUCCCCACCGCCCUCCAAGCCCAAGAGUUCUAACCAAGCUGCCUGUGUACUGGCUGUCGUUGGGCCUGUCCCUACCACUGAUGCCAGUCCUGAGUCCCCUCCCACUCCCCAGACAUCCGUGACCCCAGCACGGGAGUCUCCCAUUGCCUCUAAAGACCUGUCACCCCCACCAUCCCCACCCCCAUCUUAUCAUCCACCCCCACCACCCACCAAGAAGCCAGAGGUGGUUGGGGAGGCCCCAUCUGCUCCAGAGACUGCUGAGGAGUUGCUUCAAGAUCCCAGCUGGCCCCCACCGCCGCCUCCUGCACCCGAGGAGCAGGACCUGUCCAUGGCUGACUUUCCCCCACCCGAGGAGGCCUUUUUCUCUGUGGCUGGCCCUGAGCCUGCAGGCUCUUUAGAGCCCCCAGGGCCUGUCAGGUCUCUGGCUGCCCUGCCCUCCUCAGCUACUGUCUCUUCCCAGAGCCAGCACCAUGGCACCCCAGACACUUCUCCAGCUCUGCCAGCCCCACCUCCUGCUGCUUCUGUCACAGGGCUUCCGCCCAAACUCCCGCUAAAGGAAACAGUGGACUGCAGCAAGGGCAGUGGGGCUCCCAGGGAGGAUGCUGGUGCGCUGCUAGUCACGCCCUCACUCCUGCAGAUGGUUCGGCUCCGCUCUGUGGGUGCGCCCACAGUGGCACCAACCCCAGCUUCAGGGCCAUCAGCCCCCCAGAAGCCGCUACGAAGGGCCCUGUCAGGGCGGGCCAGCCCAGCACCUGCCCUCUCCUCAGGGCUUCAUGCUGCCGUGCAACUCAAGGCCUCCAGUCUGGCCGCCAGUGAGGACCCCAUGAGUGCCCAGCCCAAUGGACCGCCUGAGAUAAAGCCACGGUCUCCACAGUCCCCAGCCUCUACAGCUAGCUUCAUCUUCUCCAAGGGCACUAAGAAGAAGCAGGUGGAGCGGCCCGUGUCCCCUGAGACCCAGGCUGACCUCCAGCGGAAUCUGGUGGCUGAACUUCGGAGCAUCUCAGAGCAACGGCCACCCCAGGCCCCAAAGAAGCCACCUAAGGCCCCACCACCUGUGGCCCGCAAGCCCUCUGUGGGAGUCCACCCGCUCUCCUCCCCUAGCUUUCCGCCAGCUGAGACCCUUACUGCUCCUCCCACCAACGGGCUCCCUCAUGCUGAGGACAGGACUAAGGGGGAGCUGACAGAGAAUGGAGGUGUCAUGCAGCUGAUGGGCCCAGAGCAGCAGCAGCUGGGCCUGCCCGGCUCAGACCUACAGAAAGAGCUGGUCUGACCACAGGCACCUCAGACACUGCUGACCCAUCCCAGGAUUACAAUCUCAGGGACCUGAGCAGCUCCAAGGAUGAGAGGAUAUGGCAGACACUUAACCUGAUAAGAGAGGAUGCCUGCAGCCUUAACCUUCAUGCCUUUGAUAUUUAUGCAAGCCUGGUGUUGAUCCUGUCCUCCAAGUCAUCCAGCUCUCAUGCCUUUUCCUGAAUGGAUUCAUCUCUGGUAGCUGCCACUUCAGCCUUGGCCUUAGCCUCAUCUGGAAAGAGGUAGCUGGAGGGAGUGGGUGGCUGCGCCCCCUGCUGGCCCUGAGGCCACAGAGUUGGGAGCAGAACACCUCAUCUGAAUUCAUUUUUUUUUUCAUGUCCAAAUCAUGCACAUACUGUAGUCCAGAAUGAAAGCACUUUUGAAAAGCAGCUGCAUGUCCAUCCUCCAGGGCCCGUGAAGCCACAUUCUAAGAGCCUGUUUACAUGGCAGCAGCGUCAAUCCCUGGUAGCCGGCCCAUGUCUGGGACCAAUCUAUCCCCUCUCUCUGAUCCAGCUUGCUUCUUUUUCUUAGUUCUUGGAGGAGGGCCAGUCAUUGUUCCCAUAGGCUUCUCCAGGCUGAAGGCAGGGGCAGGGCUGUGAAAUUCCAAAGCACAAAAGGUGCAGCAGGGGUUAGCCUUCCUGUGCCUCAACUUACCAACCACCUGCCUGCCUUCUAGUUCUGCCAGGUGCUCUGUGCAGGGAACCAGGAGUGGGAGACUGCCAGGGAGGCCCAUGGCUCUGUCUGUCUUCGGAGAGCAGGAAAACAGAACAGGGAGCCAUCUUGGCAGGCAUUUGGUAAUGCCAAGCAUCUGCCCCUUAUUUUACUUGAGCAGGCUGGGGUGGGCAGGCACAUUUCAGAGGCAGGAGCCUACGGGUGGUGGCAAGCUGUGUCCCUUUUAGCUGAGCAGUAAAUUCUGAGGUAGAUGGAGGGGAGGGUCUGGCAGAAGGGAGAGCUUGUUUGGGCAGUGGGCCCAAAUUUGGCUCUACAGAUGCUAUUCUCUGACCUCUCUACUCUGGCACAUGGCCUUUCAGCACAGGUGAUUAUCCACUGUGAGGAAUGGGGGCUGAUGUGGAGUGACAAGGAUGAGAAGCCAAAGGUGCAUCUGUUGCAGACUUUUCCCUAGUUAGGGAGGAGGCACUCAGUGCUCCUAGGGAGCAGGCCGGGUAUUUGCUCCCUAGACAUUGGCCUCUGCUACUGAUUUCCAGGAAUUUUAACCACCUGUUUUCAGCCUGUGCCAUCUAUCUAGCUGGCUUCCCCACUGGCCCCUGUGGCUCCACAGGGGUGGCCCUGGUGCUUCCUUCCACAGCAGCAUAGCUGCCACUAGGGCAACCCCUUUCUGUUUUGAUCCUCUUUUCUCAAUAGUGGCUUGGGCUUGCGCCUGGCAAGGAACCUUGCUCUAGCUGCUUCUGUGGAGGAGAUUGACCCCCUCCCAGAACAAGAGCUGGGAACACAGGGGAUGUGGUACAAGAGCCCAGGUUUCUCUGACCCUCUCACUACCGUCUCCUUCCUGUAGCUGUAAACCAAUGUUCUCCCCUUACCCUUUGGGUAAUAGGGAGCUGCUGCUGGGUACACUAGGGAGAACUGUCAGUAAGCACUUCUCUGCUCAGAGUUUCUGAUGCAGCCCCCUGGGAACCAGGACCAGGCCAGAGCCCCCUGAAACCAGGCCCUUGGAGCUGCUGGAGGGAGAGGGAGCUCAAUUUCUGGGUCUCUUUCCCUCCCCUCCCCUCCCCAGGUUACUCCAGCUCCUUAUCCUCAGAAUCUUCUGAGCUUGUUUGUCCUCUAGGGUAACUGAGUGUGACCUAGUGCAAACGGAGAGACCAAAAGCCUCUGAUUUUUAAUUUCCGUAAAAACGUUAGAGAUUGAAGUACAUGUAUGUAUACAUAUAUAUAUAUGUGUAUAUAUAUAUAUUUCUUUAAAUUUUUGAGUCUUUGAUAUGUCUAUACAAACAAUCCAUUCCCUCUGCCCUGAAGCCUGAGACACAUAAAAAGGCUGUGUGUGUGUGUCAUUCAAAGGUGUUAAAUAAUUAAAUGAUUAAAACUUG